Messenger RNA from Acanthosepion pharaonis, 1584 nucleotides. NCBI's taxonomy places the organism in Eukaryota, Metazoa, Mollusca, Cephalopoda, Sepiida, Sepiidae. The record is from the annotation of a GenBank genome assembly.
AUGCGUUUUCUUGGAUGGAAAAGCGAAAAUGAGAACCGCCACAAUCGCCACCAUCAUCAUUCUUUUACCUCUUCUCUAACGCAAUCAACAGAAUCCACCGACAAACUCGUAUCACUUUUUUUUCUUUUCCUUGCAGACUCGUAUCACUUUUUUCUCUUUUUUUUUCUUUUCUUCGCAGACUCGUAUCACUUUUUUUAUUUUUCCUUCGCAGACUCGUAUCACUUUUUUUUUCUUUUUUUUCUUUUCACUUUUUUCUUUUUCCUUCGCAGACUCGACUCGUAUCGUAUCACUUUUUUUUCUCUUUUUCCUUCGCAGACUCGUAUCACUUUUUUUUUUUUCUCGUAUCACUUUUUUUUCUUUUUCCUUCGCAGACUCGUAUCACUUUUUUCUCUUUCCUUCGCAGACUCGUAUCACUUUUUUUUCUUUUUUUCCUUCGCAGACUGUAUCACUUUUUUUUUCAUUCCUUUUUGCUUUUUUUUCGCAGACUCGUAUCACUUUUUUUUUUUUUUCCUUCGCAGACUCGUAUCAUUUUUUCUCUUUUUCCUUCGCAGACUCGUAUCACUUUUUUUUUCUUUUUUCCUUCGCAGACUCGUAUCACUUUUUUUUUUUUUUUCCUUCGCAGACUCGUAUCACUUUUUUUCUUUUUCCUUCGCAGACUCGUAUCGUCGCAGACUCUGUAUCACUUUUUUUUUUCUUUUUUUCGCUUUUUAUCCUUCGCAGACUCGUAUCAUUUUUUUUUCUUUUUCCUUCGCUGACUCGACUUCGCUGACUCGUAUCACUUUUUUUUUUUUUUUCGCCAGACUCUGUAUCUUUUUUUUUUUUUUCCUUCGCAGACUCGUAUCACUUUUUUUUUUCUUUUUCCUUCGCAGACUCGUAUCACUUUUUUUUUCUUUUUCCUUCGCAGACUCACUCGUAUCUUUUUUUUCUCUUUUUCCUUCAGACGUAUCACUUUUUUUUUUUUCCAUUCUUUUUCCUUCAGCUGACUUUUCCUUUGCAGAUCACUCGUAUCACUUUUUUUUUCUCUUUUUCCUUUUUUUGCAGACUCGUAUCACUUUUUUUUUUCACUUUUUCCUUCGCCGACUCGUAUCACUUUUUUUUUUCUCUUUUUCCUUCGACGACUCGUAUCACUUUUUUUUUUCUCUUUUUCCUUCGCCGACUCGUAUCACUUUUUUUUUUCUCUUUUUCCUUCGCCGAAUCGUAUCACUUUUUUUUUUUCACUUUUUCUUCGCCGACUCGUAUCACUUUUUCACACUUUUUUCGAAUCGUUUCACUUUUUUUCACUUUCUUCGCCGACUCAAUUAUCACUUUUUCUCAGUUUCUUUCGUUCAAUUUUUUUUUUUUUUUUCAUCUUUUUUAGUUUUUCCAUUCCGUUUUCGAUUCAUUAAUCAUUUCUCCCUUCCAAUGCAUAUGUCGCUUGUCUCCUCGACUCGUGUUUUUCUAUUUGUUUUUACCUAUUACAUUUCUCUCUCUUCUGACCUUCGCUUGCGUCCGAACUUUUCGUUCAUAAUUCUUUCUGAAGCUUGCCUUUUUUUUGAUUUUCUCCUAGUGUCGCCUAUUUUUAAUCUCGUCUUUGACUUGUAUUGA